Poecile atricapillus (Black-capped chickadee) is the source of this 508-nucleotide messenger RNA. RefSeq names its product zinc finger protein 239-like. Gene Ontology annotation, biological process: regulation of transcription by RNA polymerase II. The transcript is spliced from 2 exons. Gene Ontology annotation, molecular function: RNA polymerase II cis-regulatory region sequence-specific DNA binding; DNA-binding transcription factor activity, RNA polymerase II-specific. The record is from RefSeq and is a predicted model, not a curated record. The coding region runs from base 1 to 423 and encodes 140 amino acids. NCBI's taxonomy places the organism in Eukaryota, Metazoa, Chordata, Aves, Passeriformes, Paridae.
AUGGCCAGACGCUACAAGUGCUUGGAGUGUGGGAAGAGCUUCAGCCAGAGGAAAACCCUGAUCUGCCACCAGAUGAUCCACACUGGGGAAUGGCCCUACGAGUGUGGGGAAUGUGGGAAGGGCUUCAGCUACAACUCCCACCUCAUCGUCCACCAGCGCAUCCACACUGGGGAGAGGCCCUACGAGUGUCCCGAGUGUGGGAAGAGGUUUCGGGUCAGCUCCACUCUCCUUGUGCACCAGCGGAUUCACACGGAUGAGAGGCCCUUCCGCUGCUCCGAGUGUGGGGAGGGCUUCAAGCACAACUCCACCCUUGUCACCCACCGGCGCAUCCACACUGGGGAGAGGCCCUACGAGUGUCCCCAGUGUGGGAGGAGCUUCACCCAGAGCUCUAACUUGACCAGACACCAACGGAGGCACCAGUAAGGGAAGCCCUGUAAAUGCCCCAAAGUGAACGAAGAGCUUUCUACACAGCUCCAGCUUCAUCCCCCCUUGGCGAAUCCACAUUGGG